AUGCUGUCUGCCAAUUUCCGUUUAGCAACGGUGGUGCUAGCGACUGGCGUGAUAUUCGAGAUCACCGCUCAGGGACAGCAUCUUAAUUUCUUCGAUUAUGGCCAGCGCGGACCACUACUUGCGAGCCAUUUUGGCCCUCCAGCAACAAAUGCAACUUUUGACUACGUGAUCGCUGGAGGUGGUAACGCAGGACUGACGAUCGCAACGCGCCUCGCACAGACUGGCGCCAGCGUGGCUGUGAUCGAAGCGGGCGGGUUUUAUGAAGUUGACAACGGCAACCUCUCGAUAGUUCCAGGUUAUGCGACCUAUUUUACUGGGUCGGAUUUGAACAAUUAUUCUCCCUUGGUAGACUGGGGGCUUGCUACUGCUCCACAAUCUGCUUUAGCCGACCGCCAGUUACACUAUGCACGCGGAAAGACAUUGGGAGGCUCAUCAGCUCGAAAUUAUAUGUUGUAUCAACGCGCGACGGUAGAUAGCAUGCAGCAAUGGGCAGAUGAAGUAGAUGACCAGAGCUACACCUGGGAUGCCUUCCUACCUUACUACCAGAAAUCAGUGAAUUACACACCGCCUGAUCAAACAUUAUACACCAACUCUUCCAACAAGCAAGAUCCCAAUGCAUUUAACACUACUGGUGGCCCUUUGAAAGUGUCAUUUAGUAACUUUGUCGAUCCAUUUGGAACGUGGGCACAGCAAGCUUUUAUCAUGGCCAACAUGUCUGAAAUUAAAGGUCUGAAUAGCGGCAAACUAUUGGGAUCAGCCUAUGCCACUCUGACGAUUGACCCGAGAAACGCCUGGCGGGAGACUUCUGAAUCCAGCUUCCUGAAUUAUGCCUUGAAUGCGGGUUUGCCUCUGACUGUGUACAAGAGCUCUUUGGCUCAAAAGAUUAUAUUUGACAGCAACAAUACUGCAACGGGCGUCCUGGUGUCUGCCGCUGGUUUCUUUGGAACACCUCCGAUCAACUUUACGUUGACUGCUAGGAAGGAGGUCAUUUUAUCUGCUGGUGCCUUCCAGUCUCCACAGUUACUCAUGGUAUCCGGGAUCGGGCCCUGCGGUGAACUGGCUGCCUUUGGCAUCACUUGUAUCAGUAACUUGACCGGCGUGGGCCAAAAUAUGCAAGACCAUCCCAUAUUUGGCAUUGCUCAUCGAGUCAAUGUCAACACGGCAUCUGCGGGCCUAAACAACGCCACACUUUCCGCGCUGGGUAUCCAGUCGUACAUCAACAAUGCUACUGGUCCUCUCUCGAUCUUUGGCCCAGGCAUCUACGGCUGGGAAAAACUUCCAGAGCCGUACCGGUCUCAGCUCAGCAAUCAGUCUAGAAGCAUCCUCGAUAGUGCUUUUCCAUCAGAUUGGCCUGAGAUCGAAUGGCUACCUGUCGCUGCCUAUAACGGAUAUAAUUUGAACAAACAAACGGCUGAUCCGCGCGAUGGUCACAACUAUGCGACACUCAACACUGCUCUCGUGGCGCCUCUUUCGCGCGGUACGGUCAAACUACAAAGCAAUUCUAUGACUGAUCUCCCUAUAAUCGACCCAAACUGGCUCAAUGAACCGACCGAUCUCGACUUGGCGGUUCAGUCAUUCAAACGACAGCGCCAAUUAUGGAGUAUUCUGGCUGAUCUAGGCGUGGCAGAUGCGACUGAGGCAUUUCCAGGGUCUAAUUACACAACAGAUGGUCAAAUAAAACAGAUUAUCACGGAGAGUAUGACAACUGUAUACCAUGCCUCUGCUACUUGCAAAAUGGGAAAGAAAAACGACACAAUGGCUGUUCUAGACAGCCACGCCCGUGUUUAUGGUGUUCAAAACCUUCGAGUUGUUGACGCCAGUAGUUUCCCUUUCUUGCCACCGGGUCACCCUCAAGCAUUAGUAUACGCAUUGGCAGAAAAAGUUGCUGAUUUGAUCAGCACUCAGUAA
Molecule: messenger RNA, 1908 nt
Organism: Talaromyces amestolkiae
Lineage: Eukaryota; Fungi; Ascomycota; Eurotiomycetes; Eurotiales; Trichocomaceae
Exons: 1
Coding region: 1-1908 (635 amino acids)
Biological process (GO): secondary metabolite biosynthetic process
Molecular function (GO): flavin adenine dinucleotide binding; oxidoreductase activity, acting on CH-OH group of donors
Source: RefSeq, a predicted model, not a curated record